Molecule: messenger RNA, 1263 nt
Organism: Oncorhynchus gorbuscha (pink salmon)
Lineage: Eukaryota; Metazoa; Chordata; Actinopteri; Salmoniformes; Salmonidae
Product: regulator of G-protein signaling 12-like
Exons: 3
Molecular function (GO): protein binding; GTPase activator activity
Source: RefSeq, a predicted model, not a curated record
ACUUACCUGGUAACAUAAGGGUUGGAUAAAUAACUUCAGUUAACUUACCUGGUAACAUAAGGGUUGGAUAAAUAACAGUUAACUUACCUGGUAACAUAAGGGUUGGAUAAAUUACAUUGAACAACAGAACAACGAGUCAAAACAAUGUUCAGACAGACGGACACCUCGUCCAAGAGACGUCAUGGAGGACAUGGAGGUCUCACAGCCUUACCCUCGCCUCCUCACCCCCACCAGGGUGGGCGUAUCUCGGGGGUGGAGGUGGCCCGCGGGAGGGCAGGGUAUGGGUUCACCCUCUCUGGCCAGGGCCCCUGUGUCCUCAACUGCAUUCUGAAAGGGAGUCCGGCGGACUACGUGGGUCUCCGCUCCGGUGACCACAUCCUGUCCGUUAACGACAUAAACGUCUCCACGGCGUCGCACGAGGACGUCGUCAAGCUGAUUGGCCGAUGCACGGGGGUUCUGCUGUUGGUCGUCGCCGAGGGAGACCGGGGAGGCCGUCGUCACGGACACGGCGGUACCAACCGCAACCGUCGCCACGGGAACAAUUCGGGAAGUCCGGCGGCCGGGGGAGCGGCAGCCGCCGCGGACUCGUGCUCCAGCGACGAGGAGUUGUGUGGUUUCCAUAACAGCAGCAGCGGAGGAGGAAACAACAAAAACGUGAAGCCGGGUUCCCGUGGUAACAGCGCCAGCGGAGGAGGAGGAGGUGGCUGGUUCAAGCCCAAGCUGGACUCUAAGACCCUGGGUAUUAACAGGGCAGAGAGGGUGGUGGCGGAGAUGCAGUCUGGAGGAAUCUUCAACAUGAUCUUUGACAACUCUUCACACUCCUCCAGCAGCUCAGAGAAAGACAGGGCCAUCGCUCCUCCUCCUCCCCGUGCCUCCUCUUCCUCGUCUGCGUCGGCCAAGCCUGCGAGGCCCCUGUCAGAGCCAGAGUUCCCCCCGUACCAUAAGGGCCGAGGCCGUUCCCAUAGCAACCCCAACCUGCUCUCUGAGGAGGAGAUGGACAGGGUUCUAAUGGCCGACGACUCAGUGUUCCUGGACGGGUUCCAUCUGCAGGAGGCAGAGAUCCAGGUGGAGGUGGAAGGGGAGGACUUCUCCCUGGAGCCCAGUGAGGGGAUCCUGAACGUGGGUAUGAUGGUAGGGUACCUGGGCUCCAUAGAGCUGGCCUCUACAGGAGCUAGUCUGGAGAGUGACAGUCUGCAGGCCAUCAGAGGAAGCAUGAGACGACUCAGGGCUGAACAGAAGAUACACUCCCUGGUCCUCAUGAAG